CGCGUGGUUUCAUUGGACGUUUUGGCCAUCACAUAGACGGUGAAAACACGAGCAUUGGUUCAAAGCGUUUUCUUACCAAUGUUAUAAACAUGUCCUAUAGUCUGCAAGCAAGGCUUGGUAGAAGCGACCAUACUUUGCUAUAGUCAAGAGAAACGGGGAGCUAGAGCAAUUUAUUAUCAGUUUAGCAUCAACCAGUGUAAAACUUCGGGACCUCACUGGACUAGCAAUUCUGCUGUAUCGCUGGCGGCGAUUCAUGCCGUUUACCUUCACGCGAAAUUGUUUCACAUCUCGGAGCCCAUAAAACGCUGCUCACGCUGUAGUCAAGUUGCUUUUUUUUUUCUUUUGCAUGUGCUCGUUCCCUUCUCAGAAGCCAAUUGAUUGUGUUCCGGCGAUCUGAUGGACGAACAAGCCCAAAUCAUGCAGACUCUCAGCGGUGUGACUCUGGCUGGCCACACGGUGCAGGGGGGCAUGGCAGUUCCGCCUCCACAUGGACACGAUGGCUCCGAAGGGGACGGAAGGAAGCAAGACAUCGGCGACAUUCUCCAUCAAAUCAUGACCAUAACAGACCAAAGUCUGGACGAGGCGCAGGCAAAAAAGCAUGGCCUGAACUGCCACAGAAUGAAGCCUGCCCUCUUCAGUGUACUCUGCGAGAUCAAGGAGAAAACAGGUCUGAGUAUUCGAGGGGCACAGGAAGAGGACCCUCCAGAUCCUCAGCUUAUGCGUCUGGACAAUAUGCUGCUGGCAGAGGGGGUGGCUGGCCCAGAGAAAGGCAGUGGAUCAGCCAGUGUGUCAGCAGUGGCAACAGCAUCAGGAAGCCCUACUGACAACUCUAUUGAACACUCAGACUACAGGGCCAAACUCUCACAGAUCAGACAAAUCUACCAUACAGAACUGGAAAAAUAUGAACAGGCAUGUAAUGAAUUCACGACCCAUGUGAUGAACCUGUUACGGGAGCAGUCACGUACACGGCCCAUCUCACCCAAAGAGAUUGAACGUAUGGUCAGCAUCAUCCAUCGCAAGUUCAGUUCCAUUCAGAUGCAGCUUAAACAAAGCACCUGUGAAGCCGUCAUGAUCCUGAGGUCUCGCUUUCUUGAUGCCAGACGAAAAAGACGUAAUUUCAGCAAGCAGGCCACAGAGAUAUUGAAUGAGUACUUCUACUCCCACCUUAGCAAUCCCUACCCCAGUGAAGAAGCCAAAGAAGAACUGGCUAAAAAGUGCAGCAUUACAGUAUCACAGGGGGUGGGAAGCACCAUCACAGUGGCACAGGUAUCUAACUGGUUUGGCAAUAAGAGGAUCCGUUACAAGAAGAACAUUGGCAAGUUCCAAGAGGAGGCCAAUCUGUAUGCUGCCAAAACUGCUGUGAAUGCAGCACACGCUGUGGCCGCUGCCGUGCAAAACAGUCAGACCAACUCCCCCAUUACACCCAAUUCUGGAUUCCAGAUGAAAGAUGAAGAAUUUCAGCUGGAUUCUGCAGAGAACAAAAACACACUUUUAACCAGCAUGUUUACUGGUUCAUCAGGUUCUUUUAACCUCCCAAAUUCAGGGGACAUGUUCAUGAGCAUGCAGAAUCUGAAUGGGGAUUCUUACCAAGGGGCACAAGUCGGAGCCAAUGUGCAGUCACAGGUGAAUACCCUGCACCAUGCUAUCAAUCAGACGGCAGGAUACAAUAAUGAUCUGGGGGGCAACUCCAUGUACAAUCCACAUGGCUUGAAUGCUAAUAGGGGGUGGCAAGAUUCUAUGACCCCAUCCUCUGUGAUCUCCCCUACGGAAGGCCCUGGUAGUGUGCACUCUGAUACCUCGAACUGAUCUAUGUAUUGACACACUGACCAAUCAAAGACUGAUCAAUCAGAGACACCACAAACUACCAUCUUCAAAAAAUACAUUCAGCAGAACAUUUGAUUUUUUUUAAUUGAAUCUUCUGUACAUUCUUCUGUACUAAUGCAUUCUCAGUUUUUUUUUUGUUUAUUACACAGUCAUUUAUAUUAUUUUCUGUGAAUGUGCAAAUAGAUAUGUUUCAUAUCUCACAUACAUUUGCAAGUACACAUUUUAGCAUUUAGAACAUAGGAACAUGACAGUAAAUAAAUCCCAUUUAUUUUCAAUAGCUAAUAUGUUACUUGGCAUUUUAGAGAAGGAAUGCUUUUCAUUAUAUUCCUUUUUUACUCUAAACUCACUAAAUUAGGUAAUGAACUUGAGUUUGGGGAUAACUUAAAAAUAAUGUAAGUUUGGGAAAAUAUUUUUUCAUCAUGGUGUUUCACAUUCAGUGGUAUAUACCUUUUUAUAUAACACAAAAUACAAGUCUUACAAUUAAUCCAGUAUGUAUGAGAACUCUAUUUUGGCAUGUCUCCAUUCAGAGGCAUAAUGAAAAUCAUUCUUGUAUAUAGCUUAAGAGUAUUUAUAUGUUUCACAAAUCGACACAUGGCUUCAUUAACUCAUACUUAUAGAAUUCCAGCAUUGUUACAUUUCUCUAGAUUAGAGUUCUCUCACUGACUACCUCUCUUACAAUCUUACCACCAUUUUAGCUGUUCCAUAUUGUCAUUUUUUUAUUUAUAUAAGGUUAUUUGGGUGCAUCUUUUAAUACAC
Molecule: messenger RNA, 2580 nt
Organism: Tachysurus fulvidraco (yellow catfish)
Lineage: Eukaryota; Metazoa; Chordata; Actinopteri; Siluriformes; Bagridae
Gene: pbx3b
Product: pre-B-cell leukemia homeobox 3b
Exons: 12
Coding region: 397-1806 (469 amino acids)
Biological process (GO): embryonic organ development; animal organ morphogenesis; eye development
Cellular component (GO): nucleus
Molecular function (GO): RNA polymerase II cis-regulatory region sequence-specific DNA binding; DNA-binding transcription factor activity, RNA polymerase II-specific
Source: RefSeq, a predicted model, not a curated record